Molecule: messenger RNA, 2125 nt
Organism: Rhagoletis pomonella (apple maggot)
Lineage: Eukaryota; Metazoa; Arthropoda; Insecta; Diptera; Tephritidae
Exons: 3
Coding region: 12-1466 (484 amino acids)
Source: RefSeq, a predicted model, not a curated record
AAAAACAAGGAAUGUUUUAUACGACAUCUGCAAUCGCAACUUCAACGGAUAUAUGCACUGAAUUGGAAACCAAGGCCAUCAAAUUACGAGCCAAUAAAAAGGACGAGCCAGAUUGCACUGGCUUCAAAGGUCAACAAAGCUUAACAACAUUUAACGCGACUUCGCGAAACAAUAACUACAGCAAGAGAAAAUUCUCAAAUCGGAGUCGCAAUAACGGUACUGCUGCUAACAAUAAUCUUAACAUCGAUCAAAAUUUAGUUGUUGAAGCUCAAUACGGGGUGGACUGCGACGAUGGUACCAAAAGUAAGCGAUUGAGCAUCAAAAAUGAGAAUUUCUUGCAUGCUGGCUCUGCAGAUACUUAUUCCAAGGCAAACAUAAUUAGCAUUGCCCAGAGCCAUAUUAUUGAUGACGACGCUGACUAUAGGCACGCUACGCAGCUCAUGGGAACCGAAUUAGCCGAGCACACGAUGAACAGCAGUAUUAUGGAUCAGUUUUUCUUGACAUCUGGCGACUCCGAUUGCAGUAGUCUGGAAAAACACCUCGUAGUUGCUGUGGAUGGCUGCAAUAGCAGCAGGCAAGAAGGCAACAGCGACCACUUCAACAUUGGAAGCGCUGAUUUAUCAACUAAUAAUAAAAUGAAGAAAAGUGCAGGCGAGAGCUUCGGCGUUCAGCGGGAUGUUCAAAAUGAUAAUAACAAUGUCUUUACCGAAUUCUUAUUAAAAAAUGACGAUUCCGGUAAUAUUCCUAUAAGUAGCAGCACCUCAGGGUUGUCUGAAAGUAAGGAUGGGAACGCUGUUGCACAACGCGUUUUCAAUUGCAUUGAGAGCAGUGGAGAUUUGUUAGAUAAAACUGCUAAUUCGUAUGAACAACAAAUACACAUCCCACAUAAUUUAGAUAUCGACAGCGCUUACAACCAAGGUAGUUGUCUAUUGGAUAGUUCACCGUCAUCGGAUGAAGAAAAUGACUAUUGCCAUCCAACUCAGCAAAACAUCCAAGUUGUUAAUAAUAUUGGUGUCGUAGUGCAAAGCAUACUCGGGACUACUGAACAGCAGGUGGCGACUGCAGCGGCAAUGACUGGCGAUGACAAUCACGACGAUUACAAAUUAACACCUAAAUACGUUCUGCAAUUGCACACCAUGAAGCAGCCGCAUGACCAGCAACAGAAGCAGCAACAGAGACAAAUACAUCAAGCCGCCGUACUGGCAUCGCAGCCAGUCACUACUAAAAUGAAUCCAGAUAUUACAGAUGAUGGCUUUUACGAAGUUGACGAUGGCAGCAAUAUCAAUGAUGCGCAGCGAUUGCAAGGCAUCAGUAGCCUGGAUGGCGUGUUGACAUUGCAGCAGCAAAUAGUAGAGCAGCAAGGUGAAAUGCAGCAUCGGCGGGGUGGUAAGGUCGGCGAUGGCGACAAUGGCACUGCAGGGACCCCGAUUUGUUACUCACAACUCAAAAAGCCCCUUAACCCUUGAAUGCCGAUGAAAUUGAAGUAUUACAAGAAAUGUCGAGAAUUCUUUCCCUUUUUUACGAUGCAACUUUACAAACAUCCGGAAGCAAAUAUGCGACCAUUCGUUUAUUAUUCCACUAAUAUACGAACUACAACAAAACUUACGAAGAAUGAGCCGUGAACUAAAAAAGGCUGCCAGUACGGUUUUCAACAUACGAAAACAGAACGGUUUCAAGGAUAGCAACAAUUAUAGAUCGCAGAUUCAAAAAAGAUGCUUUUAACGGCUCAUCCAAUGCUGACCAAUCUGUCAAAGCGCUAGAGCAGGAAAUACACGCCACAAUAGCCAAAAAUUCGCAUCAACUUCUAACUCCACCGCAUACUCCAAUAGACGAUUCAUCGAAAUCAAAAUUUUCCUUUCUGAUGUCAAAAAUUUUAAGUAAACCAAAAACCAGCAGAGCAGAUGCAAUAAUCAUUUUAAGGCAAUAUUUGGAAAAAUGUUAUCUGCCAGAGCACGAGGAUCCACUCAUCUACUGGAAGAUGAACACUGAUGAUGACAUGAGCCCACUAAAAGAAGUGGCAAAAAAAUGUUUAUGUAUUCCGGCAACGUUGACAGACGCUGCUCCCUGAAAACGAAGAUUUUAGAUCGUUUAUAUUCCUCAGCAAAAAUAUUAAUAAUUUUUAAAA